AUGUUUAAGCCCAUGAAGACAAAGACGACAAAGACGGCGCUGUCCCACCCCUCGUGUUGUCGCGACGACUGGCCGUCCCAUGCGCCGCGACUCGUGAGCUCCUCGUCGCCACUGCCUCUGUCGCUGCGUCCGUUGCUCGUGCCCACAGAGAGCGCUGCGCUGCGGCGGCUGCAGCUGCGGUACCAGAGGUACCAGGAAAAGGUCCGUGCGGUCCUCAAGAAGAGCGACGCACGUGGGGAAAUGGACGAGCGCGGAGUGAAGACGUCGAGUCUCGCGCUGGCACUCGCCGUGACGAGGCGGACGAGACACGUGGACACUGCAGAAGAAGAAGAAGAAGAAGAAGAAGAAGAGACGAAGGGGAGCGUGGAGAGGGCUGUGGAUAUCGUACAGCAGCCGUUGCGAACGGCGUCGGUGCUGUCGGAGACCAGUUGUCUCAUGCUAAAGUGGCACAAGGACUUGAAGCACGCGAGACGGGACUGGAAAGCAGUUGACAACGGGGCGAACGGACGACGGCACGAGCUGCAAAAGCUGCUGGAGCUGUCGCUCGAGGCGGACGAGACGCUGUUGGUGCAGCAAGAAGGUGCAGAAGAGCUGCUGGACGUCAAGGGACAGGAUCAUUCAGUUCACUUGAUGCAGUCGGACGGCCGUGUCGAGCGCGACGGACGGCGACAUGGGUUUGUGAAUGUGAUGGACCCGUCGUGGCUGUUGGCGUCGAUUGCACAGCGCUGUGCAAUUGACGCAGCAAGUUCAAGUACAGCUCAAGCGUCAAGUAAACGGCAGUGGAGAUGGCCCAUUCUGCAACUCGCUGACGUACGGUUGGCAGUCGUGGACCUGCUGUUUGUCUGUCGAGCAGGCGUUGGAGUGAAUCUAUUGGGACGCCCGCCGUCGUCAGUCGAAACGCAUUGCCGACGACUAAUUCAGCGCGUACAGGAAACAAUGGCAGUACAGCAAGAAGGCUUGGAGACCGCCGGCGUGGACAAUGAGCAGAUCAUGCGGAUCUUCAACGGUCUCAAGUCUGACAUGUGCAUGCCGGCUGUACGAUGUCUGGGCUGGCUCUUGACCAAAACGUGGCGUCUUCUCUUUGACGGGCUCCAUGUGAACUUGGAGUCUCUCCACCAUGUACGUCGUGAGCUGGAGACUCUCGAAGGCGACGUCAGUGUCGUGUUUGCGCCCACGCACAAGAGCCACAUGGACUACUUGAUCAUCAGCUACUUGUGCUUUGCGUAUGGCAUCCCACUGCCGCGCAUUGCUGCCGGGAACAACUUGGACUUGCCUCUCGUAGGCUCUUUCCUGCGCGCCAAUGGCAGCUUUUUCAUCCGCCGGUCGUUCCGGGACGAUCGUCUGUACAAGGAAGUGCUGGAGCAGUACGUGCACGAGCUGUUGCAUGACGGAAACCCUGUGGAAGUGUUCAUCGAGGGUGGCAGAUCGCGCCAUGGUCGCGUAUGCAAACCCCGUUUGGGUUUUAUGUCGAUGUUUCUUGAUUACGUAAAGGGCACACCUCGCUCUGCAUCGCACGACAGUGCAGCUGACAGUGAAAAGAGCACGAAGAAGACGGUUUUGGUCGUUCCAAUCUCGCUGGACUACGACAAGGUGUAUGAGGUCGAUGGAUACGUGAAUCAGCUACUGGGCAAGCCAAAGGAAAGCGAGAGUCUUGCCGUCUUGCUUCGUUCGGUUUGGGACCUCUUCUUCUUAAGACUCGGUCACGCUUAUGUGCGUUUUGGUAAGCCCGUGGCGUUGACAGAGGCUUCUUUGCUUCAGGAGACAUCCAAUCUCGUUGCCGAGCAGAUGCAGACAUCUGGCACCAUCACGUCGACUGCAAUUGUGUCGGCUUUGCUCAUGUGGAAGCGUGCGUAUGUGACGAAGGAGAUGCUCGAUGCUUGCACGGUGUGGCUUGUCAAAGAGCUGGAGCAACGCGGUGCAAGUGUGGCUCACAUCGAUGUCGUGAAUAUUGCUGCUCAUGCUGUAUCAAUCCUGAAUGUGGACACGAAACGCAACGGUGUUCUAUCGUCUCAGCUCCAGUAUCCGGUGCGAGCACUCGAGCUAGGGUUUUACCGAAACCACUUGCUGCACGUUUUUCUACCCGAGAUGGCCGUCAUUGGUGCUGUAGACACUGCUCUGCGCCAGCGUGUAAGGUGCGACGAGAGCCACUCGACUCAACGCGAAGUGGACAUUCGGGCAGUGUAUCAGCAAGCGCGAGAGAUGUGGCAGUUUCUGCGCCACAUCUGUCGUCACGAGGCCAUUGACAUCGAAAAGCACGUGACUCAAUUUUUCGCUGAAGCUGUUGCAUGUGACACUGACAAGUCCCCGGGCAAAGUGACAGUGGACGUAGACAGCUGGACGCGCUCAAAACGCACGAGCUUCGUCUUGUCACUGAACUGGUCCUUCAUGGAUUCACUGUGGCUGACCAUCCAGGGCCUCUGGUGCCUUUUACCUGCUGGAGAAGAUGACAGCAUUGAACACACUGAGUGUGAUGUCGUGCAACGCGUCCAAACUUUGGCAAAAGAGCUGUUUCGUCGCCAGCAACUGUUCCACGCUGAAGCGCUGUGCAGCGAAAGCAUCAAGCAGUCGCUGGGGUUCUUGGUCGAGAGUGGCGUCGUAUGCUCCGAGCGCUCGCAGGAUGGCAAGUCGCGUGUCAUGCGUCUCUGUACCAGUGGUGCUGACCCCGCACACGUCCUGGAAGACCUCACGCGGAAGGUGAAUGCACGCCGCAAACCCCGUGUGUUUUUGUGGUGGGAAGAUGAGCUGCCGCGCAACUUGACGCGUGAGGAGGCGCUGGAGGUCAUGACGAGCUCGCAAUCCGAUCCGACCAUUUAUGCCGAGUGGAUGGCAGUGCCCGUCGCCACGUCGACUGUGAGUUCCCAAUGA
Molecule: messenger RNA, 2865 nt
Organism: Hyaloperonospora brassicae
Lineage: Eukaryota; Oomycota; Peronosporomycetes; Peronosporales; Peronosporaceae
Source: the annotation of a GenBank genome assembly